Messenger RNA from Paramacrobiotus metropolitanus, 758 nucleotides. RefSeq lists its product as uncharacterized. The transcript is spliced from 5 exons. The coding region runs from base 4 to 642 and encodes 212 amino acids. NCBI's taxonomy places the organism in Eukaryota, Metazoa, Tardigrada, Eutardigrada, Parachela, Macrobiotidae. The record is from RefSeq and is a predicted model, not a curated record.
ACAAUGCAGCAGUGGAUGAAUGCUUUUCUCACAGCAGCAUUCUAUAGAGGUCGUCUUGAACUGGCAAAGCAGUUAGCUAUACGCAUGGAUUUGUAUGGAAUGGCUGUAAAUAUCCAGAAAAAACUGGACGAACGUCGUGACUAUCAUUUCUGGGAUUACGACGCAGCAGCUACUUUUGUCCGACGGGAGAUGCGGGACGACAUGAAGAUGCAGUUGAAAAUGCGGGAGAAAUCAGACACACCGCUCACUAACCAUCCGUGUGCUUACGCAUCAAACCGGUGCAGGGUUACGGGCACUGUUCCAUUUAUAAAUCGUCAUAUCAGUAUUUGCGCUCGUAAACUGCCGGAAGUCAACUGCAUCCCGUGCCGCGAUUGUGGAUUGCUGUUACCGCCCGGAGCUCCGGAUGCACUCCACAAUCUGCGGCACUCAGCGAAUUGCGAGCGGCGUACCGUUGUCUGGACCGAUGAUCUUCUGCAUACGGAUGUUUUUGAGAAGCCACCGUUCCCUUCCGCUGGGCCGCUGGGGCAGCUGUAUCUGGUGCCGGCUGAUAAUGUUGACCGACUGGUUUGUCAGGUGUUCGAGCAUUUGGCUGAUUCCGGGUGUAGUUUCAUGCUUCGCUUGAGCGAAGUGCGCCGAUACUGAAAAACUGAAAAGAGGAGCUCCUGUUUUUGGUGUAAAGUUAGGUGGCCAUAUUUCUUGAAGUGUUGCAGACAUGCGCAAUUCUAAUCGGAUGCGUUUCGAUUGCUGCAAUAUGUGAC